AUGACGGCUCAGUGGUGGCAUAAGUUGAAACAAUUAUCAGCCACGUUUACUAACAUCAACGAAUUGGAAACGGAAAACGAAAUCAAGACUCAUCUCACAAAAAAAGAUUUGCUUUUGUCAGAACUAGGACAUAACGGGAAGAAAUUGCUACACUACAUAGCAGAGAUUAAUAGUUCGUCGAUAACGCAAUUUUGUAUUGAUGCAGGCUGCGAUGUGAAUGAAUUUAGUGACCUGGGAAUAACACCAAUUAUCAUUGCUAUUGAUCACAGUAAUGUGGAUACGGUAAAAACUCUUUUGGAAGCUGGAGCGAUUCGCAAUAGUUAUUAUUAUAGAAAAAACUCAGGACCAUUGUUCACUGCAAUUGAAAAGGGACAUCGUGAUAUGAUUAAGUUGCUACUGAAUGAUGGUGUGGACGACCAUACAAAGACUUCUGCAUUUCUUCACUGUGUCAAUUUACUCAUAUCAGGGAAGUCCAACAAUGGCCUCUACGAAAUCAUGGAAUUACUCAUCAAGGCUGGAGCAAACAUUAAUGCGGAAGAUGAUAAUGGAAACACUCCUCUCCACUUAGCUGUUGGCGCGGGUUGCGAUGACGCAAUCGAGUUCUUGUUAAAAGCAAAUGCCCAAGUCAAUGUUGAAAAUGUUUACAAACGCAUACCACUGCAAAAUUUUCAACUCUCGGAAAUGAUGCGCGUUGGCCCUGUCGAGCGCCUGAUUGAGGUUGGAAGUAAAAUUGAGGGAGCCGACAUUUUUGGGAACACUGCGUUGCACUACGCUGUUGCGUCGAUGUCGUUAAACGCAGUGAAAUUCUUACUUAGCAAAGGUGCAUCAGUCAAUGUUGUAAAUCGCAUGGAUUUUGAUCCUCUCAGCUACAGUUUUUUCACGAGGGUUUGCUUCAACUCAAACGAGCGUAUUCGAGGGGACAUACUUGACGAAUACAUAAUAUGUAUCAUAACGCUAUUGGAUAACAAACUAGACCUGAACCGUAUGAACAAAAAUGGUUGGACGCCGUUGUACGUCGCUCUGCAAAAUGGUCACGAUAGCAAAAUCAUAUCUUUAUUGUUGGAUCGCGGAGCUACGUUUGAUUAUGACAACAGCAUAGUACAGACAACCAUUAGAGGAAACAGAAACCAAAAAACUUCAAGGAUACUACUGAGACACAUGGCUAUGCAUAAUCCGCAAAAACGUUUGAAUUUCGAUAAAUCAGACUGA
Molecule: messenger RNA, 1209 nt
Organism: Copidosoma floridanum
Lineage: Eukaryota; Metazoa; Arthropoda; Insecta; Hymenoptera; Encyrtidae
Molecular function (GO): protein binding
Source: RefSeq, a predicted model, not a curated record